Colletotrichum higginsianum IMI 349063 is the source of this 1278-nucleotide messenger RNA. Its product is annotated as Gliotoxin biosynthesis protein GliK. The transcript has a single exon. Gene Ontology annotation, molecular function: gamma-glutamylcyclotransferase activity. NCBI's taxonomy places the organism in Eukaryota, Fungi, Ascomycota, Sordariomycetes, Glomerellales, Glomerellaceae. The coding region runs from base 1 to 1278 and encodes 425 amino acids. The record is from RefSeq and is a predicted model, not a curated record.
AUGACGACCGCGGUCCCCCAGGAACCGAUGUGUCUGCUCCAGCGCAUCUGCAAAGUUGCCUCGACGCCGGCGACGACACCAACCUCUGCCGGCUCGAAACCAUCGUACCCGCCCGUCUCCAGCAUCCCGCGGACUUCCCCUUCGCGCCUGGCUGCGGCAUCGCCAGACGCACCCUCCUCGCCCGGCGAUAACGCCGACAAGGACGAGGACGCCGCCGCGCAAUCCACGGUCCUCUACCUUGCCUACGGCUCCAACCUCAGCGCGGAGACCUUCCUCGGCACCCGCGGUAUCCGCCCGCUCUCCCGGGUCAACGUCUCCGCCCCGUCCCUCACACUCGUCUUCGACCUCCCCGGCCUGCCCUACCGCGAGCCGUGCUUCGCCAACUCGGCGCCGCGGAAAGUGCCCAAGCUCCCUGACCCCUCCGACCCGCCCAAGCUCCCGCCCGUCCCGCCGCUGCCGCCCCCGACGUCUUCCGCGUGCCAGUCCGGCUCGUCCGUAGACCUCGGCUGGGACAAGGGCCUGUUCGGUGUCGUGUACGAGGUCACGCCCGAGGACUACGCCACCAUCGUCGCGACCGAGGGCGGCGGCUCUUCGUACGCCGACAUCCUGACCCCUUGCAUCCCGCUCCCGCCCCGCGUCUCCGUCCCCGAGAAGCCGCCCAUCGAUAUCCCGCGCCCCUUCCUCGCCCACACCCUCUACUACCCCGAUAUCCCCGACGCCCCGGAUGACGACGAUGACAAGGACGACGACAAGGAUGACCCCAAGAAGCCCCAGGACCCCCGCAAGAAAUGGUACUGGCGCUUCAUCCGACCCAACCGCCGCCCGGACCCGGCCUACGCGCAGCCCUCGGCGCGCUACCUCAAGCUCAUCACCGACGGCGCCGCCGAGCACGAGCUGCCGGACGACUACCAGCGCUGGCUCGGCGGCCUGCGCGCCUACGCGCCGACGACGUGGCGGCAGCGGGCCGGCCGCUGGCUCCUGACGGCGCUGUUCCUGCCCGUCCUGCUGCUCUUCUUCCUGCUCAGCAAGCGGGCCGCGAACAAGGAGGGCAAGGCGCCGCUGUGGCUCGGCGUGACGCUGGGCGUCAUCUUCCACCUGCUCUGGACGGCGUACGACGGCGUGUUGAAGCCCGUGUUCGGGGAUGGCGAGAGGACGCAGGAAGAGGAAGAGGAGGAGGACGGGGGCGGGGGCGGGGGGACGUUCCGGAAGAAGUCGUGGAUGGGUCGGUUUGCGUGUACUGACGAGGAGAAGGAGGGACUUUUGGAGCACAUGGACUGA